GGCCCCUUGCUGCUGUGCUUCGAGCAGGAGCUGCAGGAGCCGCCGCCGCCCCUGGCACUGGCCGUGCAAGACGUCUCCAGCGAGCUCAGGUCGGCCCAGGAGAAGGUGGUGACCUGUCACGCGGUGGCCGACAGCGUGCAGUUCUUGGUGAGCGCAGGGCCCGCCCCCGCCCAGAGCGCAGGAUGCCGGCUCUACGACAUGCGGCUCUCCCCGGCUCAUCUGCAGCUGGAGUUCCACCUGGAAGAAAAGAGAGAGGACAUCCGGGUCACGUGGUCCCUCAUCAAUGUGCCCGAGACGUCCGUGGACGUGCAGCCCAGAGCCGCGGGGGAGGGCCCAGUGCUCGAGACAAACACGGUCCUGGAGCCGCUCAGGGACAUCCUGAAGCAUCUGGUCAGCUCUGCCUCUCCGUCCCUGGCUCUGAGCGCCAAGCCUACGGACGCCAAGGAAGCCCAGACCCUCCAGCGCGCUCCGGCCGCUGCCCAGGACCCCUGCCCCCCCAAGCCGCCGAGGGCGCAUGAGCUGAAGCUGCUGGUGAGGAACGUCCGAGCCUCGCUGCUGAACGACGCUGGCGCUUCAGGCACCGCUCAGCCCGUGUGCACCGCGCAGCUGAACGACCCCCUGCAGAGGUUCUCCAGCGGCCUCGCGAGAUGCACCACUGACCUCACGUGGGAAGAAGAGUUCACCUUUGAACUGAAUGCCAAGUCCAAGGAGCUGCACCUGCAGAUCUCAGAAGACGGGCAGUCCUCAGGGUUGCUGGCGGUGGCCACGGUCCCUUUAGAUUUGUUUAAGAAGCAGCCUUCCGGACCCCAGAGCUUCGCGCUGGCCGGCGGAUCCUCCCCCCGCGGCUCCGUGUUGGGCUCCAUCACCGCCGAGUUUUUUUACAUAGAACCCGGGGACCCGAAGGCGUGGCAAGCCCCUCCCCCCGCGCCGGCUGCCAAGAUAGAGAAGGACCGCACGGUGAUGCCGUGUGGCACUGUGGUCACCACCGUCACUGCUGUGAAGACCAAGCCUCGGUUUGACACUGGGAGGGCGUCCCCGCUGAGCCCGGAGUCUCCUGUGAAGACGCCCGUCAGGGUGAAGGUCAUCGAGAAGGACAUCUCUAUCCAAGCGGUGCCCUGCCACGGCGCGCCCGUCAGCAAAGCCUUCUCCUCCUCAGACACAGAGCUGCUGGUGCUGAACGGCCUGGACCCCGUGGCGGAAGUGGCCAUCCGGCAGCUCAGCGAGGCCUCCAAGCUCAAGCUCAAGUCGCCCCGCAAGAAAAGCACCAUCAUCAUAUCCGGGGUCUCCAAGACCUCACUGUCUCAGGACCACGAUGCUGCCCUGAUGCUGGACUACGCAGCCGCCAUGGACGACGGUGCCCGCCGGGAGGACGCACCGGCUGCCCCGUCCGCCCCACCCGCCCCGUCUGCCCCGUCUGCCUCGGAGGCGGCCCCGGCGCCCACUGCCGCGGAGCCCCAGGAGAGUGAACUGGGGUCGUGGGACUUGGAGAAGGAGUGCCCGCAGGGGGCAGCGUGGAGCGGCCCCGGCCUGCGCGAGCCCGACGCCGACGAGCUGUCCGAGAGCUCCCUGAGCGUCUCCGAGCCCGUCGUGGCCAAGAAGCAUAAAG
This is a messenger RNA of Oryctolagus cuniculus (rabbit), 1606 nucleotides long. NCBI's taxonomy places the organism in Eukaryota, Metazoa, Chordata, Mammalia, Lagomorpha, Leporidae. The record is from RefSeq and is a predicted model, not a curated record.